AUUCAAACUGCUACAAGAGGGAAGGAAAAAAACAUAAGGAAGAAAGCCAGACAGUCAGUUUGGCCUGUUACCUUCUGAUUUGCAUUCUUGGAAGACUGGGCAAGGUAACCUUGACCACUGUGGUCUGGAUUUCAGAUAGAAGCCAUCUACAGGAGCAGGUAUUCUUGAGUAUGGGAAGCUUCUGCAUCAGGAUUUGCCAGUCAGAGUAUGUUUACCCUUUAAGUAUAGCCUUUACCCAUGUGCCGUGCCUGUAAACAAUCCCUUACCCACACUCCUGUAAGCAACUCCAGUUAAACUCACUGUUUGACCAAGCUAGACUUGAGCAGAAUAUCUUCUUCUCACUCUGCCUCUGGUAAAUAGACAUUUCUCCCAGGUGAAAUUCAUACAAAGAGGUUCUUCCUGCCUUCCCCCAACCCAUCUCAACCCACUACAUCCCUGCAUUGUGAAGCAAGGGCAAGCACAGUGAUGUCACAGACCACCACUGUUCUAUCCUCUCUCUCUCGCUCUUUCUGGCCAUCCUGGGCCUUGAUCAGCCUUUCCACUGGUGCCCCAGAGAAAAGAGGUCUACCUUGACAAGCAGCCUCAUCAGGCCACUUGCAGCCAUGGAUGUCAAUGGACACGCAAAGCCCCAGCCCUCCCCAGAGACUCCUGGACCUCUUGCCCUGAACUCCAGCACACUCCUUGUGAACAACAGUCUACAGCAAGAUUCCCUCAACCUGGUUGUCGACAGGCUCCCACCAAAGACAGGUGCUGUGGUUAUUGACAUGGGCACAGGCACCUGUAAAGUGGGCUUUGCAGGACAUUCCCAACCCACCUAUACCGUGGCCACCAUCCUGGGUUGCCAGCCCAAGAAACAGGCUACCAAGGGCCGGUCAGAGCUGGAAACGUUUAUUGGGGAGGCAGCCCGCUCCCGCCCAGAGCUGAGGUUGGUGAAACCUAUUCGCAACGGCAUUGUGGUGGACUGGGAAGCAGCCGAACUAAUCUGGCGACACAUCCUGGAACAUGAUCUCCGAGUGGCCACCCAGGAUCACCCUCUACUGUUUUCGGAUCCACCCUUCAGCCCAGUUACCAACCGUGAGAAGCUAAUAGAAGUGGCCUUUGAGUCUCUGCACUCUCCAGCCAUAUAUGUGGCAUCUCAAUCUGUAUUGUCAGUCUAUGCCCACGGGCGUGUUAAUGGACUUGUUGUAGACACUGGCCAUGGAGUCAGCUACACAGUGCCAGUUGUUCAGGGCUACAACCUACCCCAUGCCAUCCAACGCUUGGACCUGGCCGGCAACCAUCUUACUGCCUUUCUAGCAGAGAUGCUGCUGGGCUCUGGCUUCUCAUUGAGACAAGAGGACCUGGACAUUGUGGAGAGCAUCAAACACCGUUACUGUUAUUUGGCCUCAGAUUUCCAAAAGGAGCAGGCUCGUCUGGAUCAGGAGUGCAAGCAGACCCUGAAGCUGCCGGAUGGACGGACUGUCACUCUGGGGAAGGAGUUAUUCCAGUGCCCAGAGCUCCUAUUCCAUCCGCCCGAGAUACCAGGACUGUCGCCCAUGGGCCUCCCAGCCAUGGCUGAACAGAGCCUCAUAAAGGUGCCUCGGGAGCUACGGAACCAUGUGGCCCAGAAUGUGCUCCUGUGUGGAGGCUCCUCCCUCUUUACUGGCCUGGAGGGUCGCUUCAGGGCAGAGCUACUGCGCUCUCUGCCACCUGAGGAUCACGUGGUGGUGAUGGCACAACCCAACAGGAACCUCUCUGUGUGGAUUGGGGGCUCCAUUCUGGCCUCGUUGCGUGCUUUCCAGUCCUGCUGGGUCUUGCGGGAACAUUAUGAAGAAAGGGGACCUCAGGUUGUAUACCGAAAAUGCUACUAACAGGGGACAAGGUGGGAAGGGCUGAAGGCAGUAAAGCUUUCUUGCCAAGCAAACUCA
Messenger RNA from Peromyscus eremicus (cactus mouse), 1907 nucleotides. RefSeq names its product actin like 9 (gene Actl9). Gene Ontology annotation, molecular function: nucleosomal DNA binding; protein kinase binding. The record is from RefSeq and is a predicted model, not a curated record. Gene Ontology annotation, biological process: cell motility; axonogenesis. Gene Ontology annotation, cellular component: NuA4 histone acetyltransferase complex; membrane; cytoplasm. The coding region runs from base 603 to 1850 and encodes 415 amino acids. NCBI's taxonomy places the organism in Eukaryota, Metazoa, Chordata, Mammalia, Rodentia, Cricetidae. The transcript is spliced from 2 exons.